This is a messenger RNA of Oppia nitens, 1210 nucleotides long. RefSeq names its product bromodomain-containing protein DDB_G0280777-like. The record is from RefSeq and is a predicted model, not a curated record. The coding region runs from base 192 to 1127 and encodes 311 amino acids. Lineage: Eukaryota; Metazoa; Arthropoda; Arachnida; Sarcoptiformes; Oppiidae. The transcript is spliced from 2 exons.
UUUAGUAUUAGUGAUUAGUGAGCGCCAGUAAUAAUCUUGCGUUAGAAGGAGUUUCUCACAUCCAAUAGUCUGGGAUCACAUAAAGACCAAACACUUCACUACUGUUUUCACUCAUUUGUUAGUUAUCUUUCACAUCAAUCGGUUGGUUGGCAUUGACUUAACUAAAGAAUUGAAAAAGUUUUUCAUUAGAAAUGUUUCCCAAACUUUUUGUCAUCUCUUUUGUUAUAACUUUUCUUUUACAAUGUAUUGAUUGCCAACAAAUGGUUACUCUUUUAAGAUCGGCUUCAAACCAAAAUCCACAAACAGCUCAACCAUCUUCAUCACAGACAUCUAAACCACAAUCACAGCCACAACAACCCCAGUUGUUAUCACUUGAACAACAACAACAACUUCUACAACAAUUAGCUUUACUAACAGCUCAACAGCAACGACAACAAUCACAGCCACAGAUUCAGUUCCUACCACAACAAGCUGGUGCACCUCAACAACCAUUUUUUGAUCCAUCAACUGGCCAACAGUUUUUCGGACCGCAAGGAUCGGGUGCACCACAACAACAGCAGUUUUUUAAUCCAAACCAAUUUUUAGUACAACCACAUCAACAACAAUUUUCAGGACAACCUGUGGCCGCAUCGCCAACACCGACUCAAACACCGUCCCAAUCACAAGCAGCACCAGCACAGGGACCACAAAUCAAUUGGGGCAAAUGUCUACAAUUAGAGCCAUCAGAAAAAGAAAAACAAAGCAAAGCACAGGUUAUUACCAAAUGUCUGGAAACAACUCCAUUGCCGCCAAACAUCACUCGAGAGACAGUUGAGUUGCAUAGAGAACAGAUAGCUGCCUGUGCUCUACAAAGUGAAGGUUGGUUCUUAAGCAAUGGCGGCUAUGACUUCGGCAAAGCUGAAAAUGAAAUCAAAAAUAAGAAGUUAACGAAACAAAUUGAGAAUCAAGUGAUAGGAUAUCAUAAACAAUGCAAAGAAGAGGCCGAAGAAAAAUUUCCGACGUCUAAGAACACAGUUAUCGCACAAAUCCAGUUAUAUCAGGCAUGUAUGGACUACUUCAUCAGUGAUGUCUGUGGUAUUGAAGUCAUGGAAGCAGAGACACCACAAUUCACAGGACCCACACAAUAGAGUCACCUUUUAUUAACAUUUUUCAAAUUGUCUAUAGUUUCCCAAUAAUUCAAUUAUACAUUAAUUUAUCACUAAUUUACAAC